Saccharomycopsis crataegensis is the source of this 1137-nucleotide messenger RNA. RefSeq names its product metalloendopeptidase (gene OMA1). Gene Ontology annotation, cellular component: mitochondrial inner membrane. The transcript has a single exon. Bases 1 to 1137 code for a protein of 378 amino acids. Gene Ontology annotation, molecular function: metalloendopeptidase activity. Gene Ontology annotation, biological process: protein quality control for misfolded or incompletely synthesized proteins; mitochondrial protein processing. The record is from RefSeq and is a predicted model, not a curated record. Lineage: Eukaryota; Fungi; Ascomycota; Saccharomycetes; Ascoideales; Saccharomycopsidaceae.
AUGCAAAUCAUAUUCUACAACAAUAUUAGAAAGUCUUCUUGUUUUAGAAUGCUUCCAAGACUACUCUCUGGAUCAAGGCGUACCAUCCGUCCUUCACAUGUUCGAAUCACUACGAGCGGUGCUUCUAGAAUAUUCAAAGGAGAUAAAUUAUACAUCACUUGCCACUCUCCUAAAUCCUAUUUGAAUACCCCAUACCAUUGCCAAUCGAAACACUAUUCUACUUAUAAAACUUUUAAGAAUGUUUCGGUGACUAGCAACCCUAUUGAAUAUUUUGCAUCCCCUGGCUCCAGAAACAAAAUCCUUUUAGUUCUUGCUCUCGUUGGGGUGGUAUAUGUUCUGAACCUAGAUGAGGCACCAAUUUCUCAUCGGUCCCGUUUUCUUUGGAUUCCUAAGUGGGUCGAACAGUAUUUGGGUAAUAGAACUUAUAAUCAAAUAAUGUCACAGUAUCGCGGGCAAUUCCUAUCAAGAGCGCAUCCAACACAUCAAAAUGUUGAAUAUGUUGUGGGGAAGCUUUUAAAGAGCAGCGACGAAUUAAUUAAAGCCAACGAUAAUAACAUCACUGAUGGUUCUUUCUCUCGUGAUACUGAUACAGAUGAGAUUAGAUGGGAAGUUCAUGUCAUAAAUUCUUCAAGAGAUCCUCCUAAUGCUUUUGUGAUUCCUGGGGGCAAAAUCUUUGUGUUUUCCAGUAUUUUACCAUACACUCAGAAUAAUGAUGGCUUAGCAACAGUUUUGUCUCACGAAAUUUCUCAUGAAUUGGCUCGUCAUACAGGAGAGAAGUUAAGUCGUGAACCUCUUUCAAUUGUGGUGUCAUUGGCCUCAUUGGUGAUUUUUGGUACAGAUAUCCUCGGGAAAUUAUCUGGCUUAGUGAGUUUACACCAUUCUAGAACUCAAGAGUCAGAAGCAGAUUAUAUGGGUUUGAUGAUUAUGGCUAAUGCUUGUUUUCAUCCAGAGGAAGCCAUCAAAUUUUGGAAAAGAAUGUCAGGGAUGGGAUCAAUGAAACCUCCUGAAUAUUUAUCGACUCACCCUAGUGAUGGGACAAGAAUCAAUAAUAUCGAAAGUUGGCUUCCAGAAGCUAAUGCUAGACGAGGAUAUGCUGGUUGUGAUGAUGUUACAGCUUUUUUCAGCAAGAGUUGGUGA